CGUUCGUCUGCUCUGAUGCUUUUCCUUUCUUCGGAACGCAGGAUACAAGAGUAUCAUUUGUGCCUUUGUGGAAUUAAUCCUUGCUUGACCGUUACUAUGAGUGAGGAUCCUGUUAAGUUGUAUCUACAGAAGGAUCACGUUUUCGUUUGGAAUGCCGACGAUGUGGAAAGAAUACGAAAAGAAUACCGAAUAAGCGGCGUGCAAGUCGGCUGUCUUCCGCGGUGUCCCUAUCAAAGUGUGUUUUUGGGAAUGCCGGUGCAACUCUCAAUGGACGAGACGCACUUGCUCGUCACAAAAGGAAAAGCUGUUCUGGUGAAAAACACGAGGCUGACCAAAGCCCCGACUGAUCAAGACAGAGCCCGGCUCGAAAAGCACGCGCAAGAGAUCCACGAGCAACAGGCCGAGCUCGUCAUGUCGCAGAGACGCGAAGAGAUCGUCCAGUACGCAGAAAAAAUCACCGCCGGCCGGCUGCUGAAGGCGUCGGGACAGCACGUCUCGAAGAGGAUGCGGCGCAAGAUGAGGAAGGGCAGCUCACAGCCUAAUGCCGCCUCCGCGUCGACUCCCGGCGAGGAAACGCUGCCGGUCGACGUCCAGGCGCAGAAGGAAGCGGUCAUUGCGGAAGAGAUGAGCCGAGUGAAGCCUCCGUCGAGGGAGUUCACCUGUUACCCCGUGUUCACGGAAUGUCCCCGCACAAAAACAACCGAUUUGGAACCCGUUGCACUGGACUAUCCGAAGACGGAUGCAGAACGCCUUCGCUGCCUGGUGUUUGCAGACCUUUGGGAGAAAGGCCACCACCUGACCUGUGGGGCAAAGUUCGGAGGAGACUUUUUGUUGUAUUCAGAUGACCCUCUGCUGUACCACGCCUUUGCGAUCGUGGUGUGCCUGGAGAAGGGGACGAGCUUCGACGGACACGACCUGGUCCUGUGGGGUCGCCUGGGCAACUCGGUCCACAAGACGGUGGUCCUGGCAUCCCUGGUGGAGGACCAGGUGCAGUACCUGUCCUUGUCUUGGUCCGGGGACCUCUAACGACAAUGGCAGCGGCGAAACGAGCGUUUGGAUAGUCCGCGCCUCGUGCCGUACCCCUUCCCAGAAGCGCCGGAAAAUACAUCGAUGCUGUCCUGCAGCUACGGGACAUAACUGAACCUGAGACUGGGAAGGAAGGGGAAGACACAUGAAAAGAGGGACAACGUGCAGCGUCUCCGAACACAGCUACGAGCUUGCUCAAUAAUGAACCCUUUUACAGGUACAGGACCAUCGUUCAUUGAUAGAUAUACUCAUAGCUGUGCUUGAACGUGCCGUGCGCUGUCCCUAGUUUUAAUGCAUCGUCCUUUUCUCUAUCUUUCCCGUGCUCAGUUAUGUCAAUUAUUCACCAUCUUGUCCGCAUGCUCACCCUUUCUUCAAUUACAGUCCGUUGAGAAAAGAAGGACUAGUACUUCCACAAUGCUCUCUGCCUGCACAAUUGGCGGCAGAGAACCACUUUCUGCGAUAGUCUGUUUAAAGUCGUAACUCAAUCUAUGGGCUCUAAGUAUCCUAAAAAACAAAACAUUAUUCGUGUGUGGCCGAUUUCUUUAUUAAAAUCGGUAUCGAACAGAUGGCGCCACGGGACAAAGAAGGGUAGAGCCCCGCUCUUCCUCGUGUGACGGCGCCCUUGGUGUCUGCAAUAGUUGCGAUGCGAUCAAUCUUUCGAUGCCGAUUUUAAGAAAAACGUUUCCCACGCAUGAAUGUAAUUUUUUUUGUUCUUUUUAGGAUGCUUGGAGCCUGUAGAUCUGUUAUAACCAUAAAGACUAUAGCAGAAAAUGGUUUAGCACCCUUUUAAGGCUGGCUCACACACUUGCGUUUAAGUUAGCUCGAGCGUGCUGCUCUCGCCCGUAUCUGCUUGUGACGAAAGAAGACACUGGCGCCCCCUACAGUAAACUUUCGUCAAUUCGACCUUGACGGGACCUUGAAAUUUGGUUGAAUUAUCCGAAUGAUUGGAUUAUAAAAAGGAGAGAAAAACUGUUAAAAUUGAACUUUCUUUUACUGUCCAAAGUACUCACGGAGGGUCUGCUGCCGUCUGCGCUUAAAACGCGUGUCCAAAAGCAUCUCUGGAGGGCGGCGUAACUAAAUGUCACGUCCCCGGAAAAUCGUGCACUACAAAAAAAGGAAAGAAAAAAAAAAAGCUUAACGAGCCGACUUUGGCGCCAAGCAGCCAGACCGUCGACAACAGAAAAAAAAAAAAAGGAAAAGAGAAUUUGCACUUUUCGGCGCGAUGGAUCGCAUACGGUGCUACAGAAAAGUGCUUUGAGAGUGCAUGCUGAGAAAGCUUCACGAGCCGACUUUGGUGCCAAACAUCCAGACCGUCGGCAACAGAGAAAGAAAAAGAAAAGAGAACCUGCGCUUUCCGGCGCGUAAGAUGGACCGCACACGAUGCUACAGAAAAGCGUUUUGAGAGCGCACACUGUCUCCGCGCCCGACCACGCGCUAUGUUCUCCGCGCUACUCCACGCCAGAUUGGUUGCGCUGGCUCGGGUCAUUCGCUACAAUUCAUCUCAACGGCGUAGAGGAGCAGGCGCAUAUUUGCGCACGUUCGGCUUAGCAGCAAAGGGCUCGUGUUUCGCCCUUUGUUGGUGGUUUUCCUGCCGUGGUGCUUUGCAAUGUGAGCCCGCGCACAUUCGCUCGGGACGAUUUAUCCGAUGCGGAGUCUUUCCGAGUUCUAGCUAUCAAACUUUUCCUCCCAUAGAAUUGUAUAGGGGCUUGCCGGGACUUGUGAACACGAUAGAAUUAAACGAAGAGUCAAAUUAACCGAGGUCAAACUAGCGAAAGUUUACUGUAUCGGGUAGCCUUGCAGCACUUCAGAUCCGCAAAUAUAAUUUUUGAUUUCUUGUGCAUCAUUCUCUCACGGUGGGCCAGAAGUAUUCUGGCAAUGUUAUGGGCGACCAUUUCUUGUACGUAAUGCCUAGGUUUGACCUCGAAAGCACUGCAAAACCUACUCUAGUUGUAUGCUUGUCGGACGUGUUCCAGGGCUGAUAGAUGGCGUUAGACUGUUUUAUCGUCCCUAGCGGCUACAGGCAAGAGCAACGCAACCGAGCACGCUAAAAGCUGUUUAAUGCAGAUGUGUGAACCAGCCUUUAGAGUGUACCAGUGCAUGGCACAUUCCCACGUCAGUUUUUAAUGAACUUGGCGGACCCCUGGAUGGUAGUCUAGCUUGGCAGUGCGGGCAGCGGUGGUGUUGCAAAUUGUAGGCGAUCAUUAAUUUGAGACUCCAGUGCUUCAAUGUCUUGCUCACAUGCCUAAUUAGACGAGUCUUUUACUACUGCAUUUGAACUUGAACUUUUUUAGAACAAAUUUGUGCCAAUGACACUGGACAAAAAGCUUCCAAUAGGAAGCUUAACAACUAGGUCUGGUGUCGUGCUUGUGAAAUUUUGGGCAUUGUUGUUCUUGUAUUAUAAGGGUGCACAUUGGAUUCUUGUUUGGUUUUCAGAAGCACAUGGAGAAAAUAUGUUUCAUUGGAACCCUUCUGUUUUUUAAUUGAGAAACUGACGAAGGCCCGAGAAGGCAGAGUAUACAUAUGUUCACAACUGAUGACAAGCUCUAGCUAUGGCACAUUAGAAUGGGGAGGUGUGGCAAUCACUCGCUUCUCCAGGCGGUCCCAUGCUUCAGUGUCACUACGGUAGGCUUGCGAUAAUUUAACCUCGCAUAUUUCAUACUUCUGGUUAAUUCAAACAGAUUUCAAAAAUUUGGUUGUCCCGCUGUGUUUUUGGUAUAUCUAUAAGCCGCUUAAUUCGAAUGGCGUUUUCGUGGAAUUUUUACUUUUUUUUCCUGCGGCCCCGUUGAGUGCGCUUCUUUCUGAGCACCGGUGUACUGCAAAGAAGCAACACCUGCAGAGCUUGCUUCCGCGGGUGUUGCUUCUCGGCAGUGCACCGGGAAUCGGGGAGAGGUGCUCUCAACGGGGCUCAAGCCCCGUUGAGCGUAAAUUUCCAUAGCAACUUGCGCGGACACUGUGACGUGGCGGCAUGGCAUAGGUCUAUGCCACAGUGUCCGUGCCAGUUGCUAUGAAAACUGCCGCGCAGUGCCUGUUUCUCUCGCUCAUAUGUCUCCUGCUUAAUAGUCCACAUUAGACAAUUUCUUUGCCCGAUGAACAAACUUAAUUUUGUUUUGAGUUGUCAUGUGCUGCUGCACAGUUCACGAUAAACAACAUUGUUGAGGGAUAAUAAACUUGUGCCAUACAUUUCACAAAUGUUUCAUGUGUGGCAUGCCUGCUUAUGGUCAGUGGGCCUAUGUAGAAGAAAUCAUUGAAUAUCUGCAUUGUAUGUGUAGCCAUUCAUAUGGCAAAUUAAUUUUAUCUUACACUAUAUUUAGAUGAAUUCUUGAUAAUUCAAACAAAAUUCAUAGCUUCCUGGAGUUUGAAUUGGUGAGUCUACUGUAUCACCAUAGCAUCAUGUCAAAGCUGACAGUACUGCCCCACCCGCAUCUGCGAUUCUGAGCUACUCUCGCUCGCUCAGGCGCGCAGCAAAGAGAGCGUCUGUAACAUCUCUCUUCUAGCCCUAGGAGUGCAAGGUGGGACUGCUGCUGCAGAGACAACACUCUGCUUUGUAGACUUGAAUCGCGAGACCAUUCUCAUCAGCAUGAUCAUCAUACCUGCCCUCCUAACCCAAGCUGAUCUUGCAAUAAAACCAAUUUUAUGUUC
Ixodes scapularis (black-legged tick) is the source of this 4665-nucleotide messenger RNA. RefSeq names its product tRNA-splicing endonuclease subunit Sen34 (gene Tsen34). The transcript has 6 exons. Gene Ontology annotation, molecular function: tRNA-intron lyase activity; nucleic acid binding. Lineage: Eukaryota; Metazoa; Arthropoda; Arachnida; Ixodida; Ixodidae. Gene Ontology annotation, biological process: tRNA-type intron splice site recognition and cleavage; tRNA splicing, via endonucleolytic cleavage and ligation. Gene Ontology annotation, cellular component: tRNA-intron endonuclease complex. The record is from RefSeq and is a predicted model, not a curated record. The coding region runs from base 16 to 1026 and encodes 336 amino acids.